AUGAGCGUGACUGACAGAACUUGGAUUCUCGGCUCUCGAACGCAGGCCUUGCUCAAGUCUGAAGAGCUUCCAGAGGGACCCAAAGGCCUCGAAGCGAAGCCGAAAGCCGUUGACAUUGGUCGUUUCCAGGCUGCGGUGCCAUUGAGUGAGCCAGUGGAGAGUGAAGGCAUGACGCCAGAGGAGCAGGACUGGAUAAAAGGGCUCUACAUCCCCGACAUCCGGCUCUACAUCCGGCUCUGCAAUGGAACAAUUGAUGCCGCUUUGCAAGAGCUUUUCGAGGAGGCCGCCAAAGGCGGACCGCUCGGCUCUGGGCCUGUUGACCCCAAGAGGAAGGUCGCUUCUGACCUGGCAGCUGAGAAGGCUGCUGGGCAGGUAGCUGCGCAGGUGGCCAAAGCAAAAGCGCAGGCUGUGGCUGGUGAACCUCAACUUGAUCCGGAUAAAGAGGCCAAACGCCAGAAGCGCCGGGAGUACCGGGAGAGGAAGAAGCUGAAGCAACAAGCUGGGCUCUUCAUCAAAGCAAAGGAAAACCCCAAUGUCUAUGUCUCGGGUUUGCCACCAGACGUCACUGCUCAGGAGCUGGAACCUUUGUUCAAGCGAGCUGGGGUGCUGAAGUUGGACAUGGAAACUUGCGCAAGCAAGAUUCGUGUGUACGCUGGUUCUGAUGGAAAGUGCAAAGGUGAUGCCUUGGUGACCUUUGCGAAUGCCGCCUCCGUGGAGCUGGCGGUGAAGUUUCUCCACGAGUAUGAGAUCCGUCCUGGCUGUCGAAUAUGUGUGCAGCAGGCGGAUUUCGAAGAAGUGGAGAAGAAGGAUGCCAAACUGUCGAAAGACAAGCUCAAGGAGCUGGCAGCGGCUCGAAAGCCCGAUGAUCAACGUGCUAAGUAUUUGGCUGCCAAGAAUACCCUGAAAGAGGCAGUAUCGUGGAGUGGAGAGAUGGAUGAUGGCACUGGCCGGCGCAUUGUGCUGCUGAGGCACAUGUUCUCGGCAGAGGAGGCCGAGAAAGAAGGUCCUGAGUUCUAUGACGAACUGGCAGAGGAGGUCAAGGAGGAGUGUGACAAGAUCGGUCAGGUGGUGCGUGUCACGCCGAUUGAGCGGCAUGUUCAGGGUAUCGUCUGCAUCAAGUUCAAGCUCUCCUCCGAAGCUGAAGAGUGCAUUCGAGUCAUGGAUGGCCGCUUCUUUGGGGGACGAACUGUGGAGGCCUCCUUUUACGAUGGGAAGACAGACUUGAAAGCCUUUGGCGUGAUCCAGGGUGCCACUGAAGCUGCGAGGAUUGCAGGCAAUGAACCCGUUGAAUCUCGGGCAACUCCAACAGUGGAGGCACCAGUCGCUGCACCAGCCGCUGUACCAGCCGCACCCGAGGCGCCUGAGGUGCCCCCUGAGGCUGAAGAGGCUGAGCAGUCCGCAGAGAUACCCGAGAUCCAGCAGGCCUAUGACGCUAUGUUCGAGGAUCAGUCAAGUGACGACGAGGACUUGGUGGUGCGCACAGAAUAA
This is a messenger RNA of Durusdinium trenchii, 1488 nucleotides long. The record is from the annotation of a GenBank genome assembly. NCBI's taxonomy places the organism in Eukaryota, Dinophyceae, Suessiales, Symbiodiniaceae.